Carica papaya (papaya) is the source of this 357-nucleotide messenger RNA. RefSeq lists its product as uncharacterized. The record is from RefSeq and is a predicted model, not a curated record. NCBI's taxonomy places the organism in Eukaryota, Viridiplantae, Streptophyta, Magnoliopsida, Brassicales, Caricaceae.
AUGGCGAAUCUGAAACUGAGUUCAAAGCUAACCAAAUUGUUUCCUAUAGCAAGAUCACGAGUUUUUGUCACUGCUGCCCGACCUUUACAAGGGAGAAGCAAGGAAGCAGAUCAAUGUCAAAAUGUGAAAGAAGCAGCAGAAGAUGUAAAAGAAGGAGCGAAACAAGUGAAAGAAACCACCGAGUUCAUCAGAGACACCACGGCAUCAACUGCUCGAAAAUAUAUGCAUAUUACAAAAAUGACAGAAAAAGUGAGCGAGGCAACGGAGGCCAUCACGGAGAAAGCAAAGGGAUCAAUGACAGGUGUAUUGGGAGUUAAAAAAAACUUAUCAAACUGGUUUUGUGUUGUAUCAAGCUAA